CUUUGGCUGCCUCAGUCGACAAUUUUUAUCCAGCUUCCCAAUACUUCACGUUAGUCCGGUCUCUUUUUUUAGCCAGCCACGAGAUCUUUCACUUCGAGAAAUGACUCUAUAUACGUAUCCCAACAACUUCCGAGCUUACAAGGCGCUCAUUGCCGCUCAGUACUCCGGGGCUAAAGUGAAAGUAGCCUCAGAGACGGAGUUUGUAUUUGGGGAGACGAACAAGAGCCAGGAAUUUCUCCGGAAGUUCCCGCUUGGCAAGGUUCCUGCUUAUGAGACAGCUGAUGGGCAGUUUUUGACCGAGAGUAAUGCCAUUGCAUUCUAUCUGGCCAACGCUGAGCUCCGUGGGAAGACUGAGCUGCAGCAAGCUGAGGUGUGGCAAUGGGUGAAUUUUGCAGACAGUGAAAUUCUUCCUGCAUCAUGUGCUUGGGUAUUCCCACUCCUUGGGAUAAUGCCCUUCCAAAAGAAAACUGUUCAACGUGCCAAGCAAGAUGCUGCUGCUGCCCUUGCGGUUCUCAACACCAAGCUGACUAAUGUGACAUUCUUGGUGGGUGACCGAAUCUCUCUGGCGGAUAUCUGUGUAUUCUGUACGUUGCUGCAUUUAUUCGAGAAUGUGCUGGAUGCUAAUGAGAGAGCACACUACGUCAGCUUGACACGGUGGUUCAAUACAAUCCUCAAUCAGCCACAGGUGAAGGCUGUCAUCCCCAACUUCCAGCUUUGCGCAAAACAACUCGAAUUUGAUCCCGAGAAGUAUGCUCAGUUUGUUGCCAAGACUGGUGGAGCUGGUGAGGAGAAGGAGGAGGGAAGCAAGAAGAAACAGGACAAGCCGAAGCAGGAGAAGAAGAAGGAACAGCCGAAAAAGGAGGAGAAACAAGAGCCAGCUGAAGAGCUCGACCCCGCCGAGGCUGCUCUCCUGGAGGAGCCCAAGUCCAAGGAUCCUUUCGACAGUCUCCCCAAGGGCACCUUCAAUAUGGAUGACUUCAAACGCUUCUACUCCAAUGAGGAUGAAGCCAAAUCUGUUCCGUACUUCUGGGAGAAAUUUGAUCCCGAGAACUAUUCCAUCUGGUACGGCGAAUAUAAAUACAACGAGGAGCUCACCAAGGUGUUUAUGAGCUGCAAUUUGAUCACCGGUAUGUUCCAGCGUCUCGACAAGAUGCGCAAGCAAGCAUUUGCAUCCGUAUGCCUCUGGGGUGAGGACAAUAACAGCACAAUUUCCGGUGUGUGGGUAUGGCGUGGCAAGGAUUUGGCCUUUGAACUCAGUCCCGAUUGGCAGAUUGACUACGAUUGCUAUGCCUGGAAGAAAUUGGAUCCAUCCGCAAAUGAAACCAAGGAGUUGGUUAAGCAGUACUUCUCCUGGACCGGCGAGAGGGAUGGCCGCAAAUUCAAUCAAGGAAAGGUCUUCAAAUAAAUCAUUUCUUUUUUUGUCCGCGAAAUAACACACACUGUCUAAAAAAAAAGGACACGAUCCUUCGUUUUCUUUAUCCCUAACACAGAGAUUAAACUUCAAACUUUUGUAAGGAA
Molecule: messenger RNA, 1518 nt
Organism: Lutzomyia longipalpis
Lineage: Eukaryota; Metazoa; Arthropoda; Insecta; Diptera; Psychodidae
Gene: eEF1gamma
Product: elongation factor 1-gamma
Exons: 3
Coding region: 101-1405 (434 amino acids)
Biological process (GO): translational elongation
Cellular component (GO): nucleus; cytoplasm
Molecular function (GO): translation elongation factor activity
Source: RefSeq, a predicted model, not a curated record